Molecule: messenger RNA, 1251 nt
Organism: Diachasmimorpha longicaudata
Lineage: Eukaryota; Metazoa; Arthropoda; Insecta; Hymenoptera; Braconidae
Product: homocysteine S-methyltransferase-like
Exons: 1
Coding region: 154-1122 (322 amino acids)
Biological process (GO): S-methylmethionine cycle
Molecular function (GO): zinc ion binding; S-adenosylmethionine-homocysteine S-methyltransferase activity
Source: RefSeq, a predicted model, not a curated record
UAUCUUCCUCUAUCAAUCAAAAAACUCCCCAGUACUGCGUACAAUGUGAUUCUGGACUUUGGCAUCAGCAAUGUCCGAGUCUCUCGCCGGUUCAUCUUCAAACGACAACCCAGUAGUCUCCUAGACACAGUUAAAGCAACAGUCCCUCCUGCAAUGAGUGCCAUCAAGAUAUCGAUAAUCGACGGUGGUUUUUCCACGCAAUUAUCGACCCACGUGGGUGACAAAAUCGAUGGUGAUCCCCUGUGGACCGCCCGCUUUCUGGCGACCCACCCAGAAGCAGUGAUGGCAACCCACCUGGACUUCCUCCGUGCUGGUGCCGAGAUCAUUCUCACGAACACCUACCAGGCGUCGAUCGAGGGUUAUGCAGAGCACCUGGACAUGACCGAGUCCGAGAGUCUUCACCUGAUCCACAAAGCUGUGGAUCUCGCCGACGAGGCUGUGAGGAUCUACAUGAAGGAGACGAGGAGUGAGGAGCGUCCACUGAUUGCUGGCUCCUGUGGUCCCUAUGGGGCCUCUCUGCACGAUGGGUCUGAGUACACAGGCUCCUACGCGGGCUCCGUCACCAGGGGAUUCCUCAAGGAGUGGCACAGGCCCCGGAUCGAGGCGCUGAUCAACAGUGGGGUCGAUAUUCUGGCGCUGGAGACUAUUCCCUGCGCUACCGAGGCGGAGGCACUCGUCGAACUCCUCAAGGAAUAUCCCAGCACCAAAGCUUGGAUCACUUUCUCAUGUCGGACCGAUGGCAGGAGCAUCGUCGAUGGCAGUGACUUCAGGAGAACUGCCCUGGCUUCCUACAAGAGUGCAAUUCCUGGACAGAUUGUUGCUGUCGGGAUCAACUGCAUAGCACCGAGCAUUGCGGCGUCCUUCUUCGAGGGUAUCAACGAUGGUGAAGGCUUUCUACCACUCGUUCUGUAUCCAAACAGUGGAGAGACCUACACCGUAGCCGAGGGCUGGAGGAAGCUGGGCUGUGAGCCACAGCUGGAGAACUUCAUUCAUCAGUGGUUGGAUCUUGGGGUCAGGUAUGUGGGGGGAUGCUGCAGAACUGGGGCCAAGGAUGUCAGCAAGAUCAAGAAGGAAGUCGAGAAGUGGGUGGGGAAGAAGAAGAGGGACUCGGAGUGUUGUUGAUGAUCAUGGAAAUUCUAGUUUUAUCAUGGGUUUUUUUAUCGCUGGUUUUUAGGGGAAAUUCUUCUGGAAUUCUGGGAGAUAUCAUUGUAAAUUGAGGUAAUAAAGGCCUUUGUUCGGAUCCUUUCACAA